Rhododendron vialii is the source of this 1342-nucleotide messenger RNA. RefSeq names its product dof zinc finger protein DOF3.4-like. Gene Ontology annotation, molecular function: DNA-binding transcription factor activity; DNA binding. The record is from RefSeq and is a predicted model, not a curated record. The transcript has a single exon. Bases 332 to 997 code for a protein of 221 amino acids. Gene Ontology annotation, biological process: regulation of DNA-templated transcription. NCBI's taxonomy places the organism in Eukaryota, Viridiplantae, Streptophyta, Magnoliopsida, Ericales, Ericaceae.
GCUUUUAUCCUUAGAAAGUAUCCAACCACGACGUCGUUCAAUGCAGCAGACAACCCACCGCUUUCUGAAAAGCCCUCUUCCAGCAAAGACUUCCCCCCUGCGUCUUAAACGGACCUUAACUUUGUCCCCUUCCUACAUACAAAAUCCUCUCUCUCUCUCUCUCUCUCUCUCUCUCUCUCAUAGGAGUAUAAUAUUCCCUCUCUCCUCCCAACAAAACCUGCUCCCAUUUUCAUUCUCAUUCUCUCUUAUUUUCUCCCUUUCCCACUACACUCUCCUCUCUCCACUAAUAAAAUCCACCUCACAAGCAAAACUCAGCACAAGGUAAACCAAAAUGCCAUCGUCAGACUCAGGCGACCGCCGCCCGGCGCGGCCACUGCACGGCGGGACCCACCCGCCGGAGACAGAACAGCUCCCCUGCCCUCGCUGCUCGUCCACCAACACCAAGUUCUGCUACUACAACAACUACAACCUCUCCCAGCCCCGCCACUACUGCAAGUCCUGCCGCCGCUACUGGACCCGCGGCGGCACCCUCCGCAACGUCCCUGUCGGCGGCGCCACCCGCGCCCACAAAAACCCCAGCAACAAACGCUCUCGCACCACCACCGCCACCUCUUCUAACUCGAGCCACGACCCGUUACCUGUCGACCCGAUUACCCAAAUCCACAUGCCGUUGGAUUCCGUGGUGAACCUGAACGAGAAGGUGCCCGAGGCGGGGGGUUUCGCGUCGCUCUUGAAUCUGAAUGGGGGCGGGUUUUUUGGUCUGAGCGGGUACGGGGCUGGGUUCCGUGAGAUGGGAUUUGGGGUCGGGCCGGGCAUGUGGCAGAUGGAGGAUGUUAGCGGUGAAAAUGUCGGCGUUGGCGGCAGCGGCGGUGGUGGUGGGGCGGAGGGUGGUGGCAACAUGUGGCAGGUAGGGGGUGUGGAAGGAGGGUUGGGCGAUGGGAGUUGCUAUGGCUGGCCGGAUCUUGCUAUUUCCACGCCAGGUGAGGGGCUCAAGUGAGAAAAUCUCUGCUGAUCUGAGCUUUUUCGAGAAAUGGGAGAAAAAGGGGUUAAGCUUCUCUCUCUUUCUGGUUUCUUUUUGUUUUUUUUUUGCUCUACUUGGUUGCUGAUGCUGCUGUUUUGUGAGUCUUUUUUUGGGGGGUGGGUACAAAAACAGGGGUUAUUUACGAAUACUAGUCUACAUUUUGGAAGAUUUUGGAAUAUCGGAAUGUUACAAAUGGGGUGGGAUUUUGGACGAAUUUGGGGACUCUCUGUAAAUGUAAUGGUCUGUUUGGGAUAGGCAAGUUUAACAAACCAGUGUUGGUUUUAUUUGCAUUAAUAUUAUGGCUACAACUCACUUUUUGUU